This is a messenger RNA of Cuscuta epithymum, 2199 nucleotides long. NCBI's taxonomy places the organism in Eukaryota, Viridiplantae, Streptophyta, Magnoliopsida, Solanales, Convolvulaceae. The record is from the annotation of a GenBank genome assembly.
UCCAACGCUCCAAAACGAAGUCCAUCGGGAACUAGCCGUUACAUUAUCUGGCGUAAAAUCUUCCCACAUCUCUUCUACUCCGCGCGAUCUCAUGAAACCUAACCCUAAUAAUCAGUCAUCAACAGCAUAAUCACAUAUUUUGUAUAAUCUGUUCGUUCAUCUUCCUCUAUCUGCAAUUAUUUUGGAUAAGAUAUUGUGCUGAAUUGGAUGAUGGAUCCGAACAGCAAGUCCAUAGAAGCUAAAACCCACAACAUGAAGAAGAGUUCAGAGAAUUCGGAUCCUAAUAUCGGCACUGAAGGUCUGAAGUUCUCAAAAUCUCCUUCGAUCUCAAAAUCUGCUGCUAAGAUUAAAAAAUCGGCAUCUAAAGACCACCGCCUUAACCCCACUCCUGUGAUUUCGCCUUCACCGCAGAAGAAGAUUCGGCAGCGGAGGUUUGUGGUGGUCAAGAGGAAUACGAAGAGAGAUAACUCAAAGCCUUUGACCUCAUCGUCAUUUGAGUGUAAGUGCAACAGAGGCGGUGGGCAGAAGUGCUUGUGUCUUGCUUAUGAAAGUCUCAGGGCUUCUCAGGAGGUAUUUUUUAACAAUGGCAGUGGAAUUGAUUGUGAUGAAAGCUUCCGUGAGGAUUUGAAGAUGCUCCAUGAAGCUGAGGUUAGGAGGGAUGAGGGUAAAGAGAAGGACGAAAAUUUGAAGAUACUCCGUGAAGAUAAAGAUGACGAAAAUUUGAGGAUACUCUGUGAAGCUGAGAUUAGGAGAGAUGAAGGUAAAGAGAGUGAACAAAAUCACGAAAUUAGAGACCUAGGAGAUUCUGAAGGCUGUGGUGGGAUCUCAGUUAAAACGGACUGUUCUUCUCCUAUGACUUACAUGAAUAAACUUCAGUCGAUUGAGCACGAGGUGUUUGCUGAAAUGGGUGCGUCAACUAUCAAGAGAACGAGGGACAGGUUGCUGGAAGAGGCUAGAGAAAAUGUACCUGAACCAGGUUCGGGAAGAGUGAAGCACUUGGUGAAGGCGUUCGAGAAGCUUCUUUCAAUUCGGAAGUCAAAGGAUUCAGAAGAGGCUGAAGAAGAUGAGACGAACAAGGGAUUGAAAUGGGCACUGCCAGGUUUACCCCCUCCGAUUCCUCAUGAGGCACAUGCCUCUUCAUCUUCAUUCUGUCCAUCUGAGUAUUUCCUCACUUCCGAGAGCUUAGGCUUAGCACCACGCCUGGCUUCUUCAUUUAGCAGCCAAGGAAGCAUUUCGAGCAGGAUUUCAGCUGGUGCAAGAAUGAUCAGAAGAAAAAGUGCCGAAUCCUCGAGGACUCAUGCUAGAAGGCAGUGCAAGAGAGGGAAACUUAAAGCACCAACCUCCCAGAAACCCUUUAAACUCAGAACUGAGGAAAGGGGGAAGUAUAAAGAAGAAGAGUUUUUCAAAAAAGUAAAAGAAAUUAUGGAAGAAGAAGAAAAGCUGCGCAUACCAGUUGCACAAGGUCUUCCAUGGACGACGGAUGAGCCAGAGCGUUUGAUAAAGCCCCAGGUCAAAGAAAACACAAGGCCUAUAGAUUUGGUGUUGCAUAGUGAUAUCAGGGCUGUUGAGCGGGCUGAAUUCGACUAUCAGGUGUCAGAGAAAUGGAACCUUAUUGAGCAAUACAGAAUGGAAAGAGAUAGACUAAGGAAGUUGGCUGAGGAAGAAGAAAUAAGAAGACUGAGAAAGGAGCUUGUUCCAAAGGCUCAACCCAUGCCCUACUUUGACAGGCCUUUUAUUCCUAGAAGGUCUGAAAAGCCCCCCACAGUACCAAAAGAGCCAAAAUUCCACAUUCAACACAAGAAGAUGAAAAGUUGUAUGUCUUGGAAUUACGACGAUAUGUUUGUGCAUCAUGAGUGAAAGGGGAUGGAUGGCUGUUCAAAAACCCGCAGUUCAGCCUAUUGGUCAUGUUAUCAAUAUUCAUUUGUGUAUAUGAAACAAUAAGUUCCUGAUUGUGCAGAACUUGGUCAAAAUUUUGGAAAAAAGCCCUCACUUUAGCACAAACGAGUGUGUGUUCCCUUCUACAAUGAAGAGUUUGUGCUUUUUUCAUGAUUGGCCUCCAAAAAGGGAGGCUAUGAAAUCUACGGGGCGGAUUUAGUACUUUAGUGAUUGUCAUCAUUCUCUAUAAUGAAUACAUUACCAAAUUGAAACAGGCCUCCACAAAGAAAGGUUAUAGUUAUCUAAUUGAAUUACUGAUACUCA